CCUGAGAGUGCGGUCGGUGUCUAUUGAAAAAAUUGAAUCAACAUUCAUAUUACAUGAUUUGAUAUACGGUAUUAGUAUUGAAAUUUGAGUUUCAACAUCGUGAAGAAGGUGAACAAGGUGUCGAGGAUGUGCGAUUAUGCCGUCAUUAGAGAAGCUACACACGCCCUUGAGUGGGGACAUCAAUCUUCAACCAAUCAAGAAGAUUUGGUUGCAGUUGCAGAUUAAACUCUUUCGGAAUAGAGUAGCCUCUUUCGUUCCUGUUGUUGAGGGCGAAGUACGGACAGGAGGAGAGAGGUCAGAGUACGAAUGUGAACGAAAGGAGCACUCCUGGAAAAUAUGGAUCUCUCUUGACAUGGACUUGCCUUGGGUGGCCUAG
Amoebophrya sp. A25 is the source of this 376-nucleotide messenger RNA. NCBI's taxonomy places the organism in Eukaryota, Dinophyceae, Syndiniales, Amoebophryaceae. The record is from the annotation of a GenBank genome assembly.